Entrophospora candida is the source of this 6054-nucleotide messenger RNA. The record is from the annotation of a GenBank genome assembly. NCBI's taxonomy places the organism in Eukaryota, Fungi, Glomeromycota, Glomeromycetes, Entrophosporales, Entrophosporaceae.
AUGACAACUAAUCUUCAAACUCAUAAUGCUUGUAACAAUAAAAUACAAAAUGCUGAAAUUUUGACUUUGACUAGCUUUGAAUUUGAAAGACCUUUUGAAGAGGAUAAUGAAAAUGUACUCUCAAAAUUAUUUCAACGUGUAAAAAGUUCUUUUAAUGUUUCUGGUGGUGAUAAUUCAACAACAACUUGUGCACCUACGCAAGUUAUGACCAAAAACACCACCGAGACCAUAAACAAUGCUACUCUUAAUAACAACAAAACUAGUAGUAGUAACGUAAUUUCCGCAAUUUCCACUAAUGCAAAUAACACAAUUAACAGAAACCAAGAAAAUGGCAAUAGUCCACCAACAAAACCUCCUUCACUUUUAUUGCCCGAUAAAGAAAACAAGGGUUUUGUUCAAGGUGCUACGCCUGCACCACCUGUCAUUUCUUUAGAAGCUGCAUUAUUUGAUAAUGCCCCUGCAUUUUUAUUAGAUUCAGAACUUAUGAUACAAGAUCAUUCAACCAAUUUAGAUGAUUCUAGCAGUUUAUUGUCCAACAAGUCUAGUACAUUAUUUGAUCAACAAGAUCAAGUCAGAUAUUUGAAUGAUGUAUCAGUAAGAUCACUUCAAACUAGCGCAUCACCAGUUAAUAAAAAAAAUUCUGUCAGUAAAGCUAUUCGCAGAAUACGUGGUGAGGGUGUCAAUAGAGAUUAUUGGAUGGCUGAUGAUACUUGUAAAGAAUGUUAUGAUUAUUCUGAUAUUGAAUCAGAUAUAAGACAAAGUGAUAAAAAUGAUUUCUCACUUAUGAUACCUCAAAGACAACUUCAAUCACCAACAACGUUGUCAGAUAAUUAUAAUGUCAUUAAUCCCAAUAAUUCCCAAUCAGAAUUUUCUUACUCGUUGGCGACAUCUUCAACACCUAGCCUUGUGUAUCAAGAAACUCCAUCCCCUGAUACAAUUUCAAUCAAUGACGGCUUCAAAAAAAUGAUUGUGGCUGGUUCCUCAUUGUUUAUGACAAGAUCUAGAUCAAACACAACCCUAGAUGACACUCCUGCACUCUUGCCAUCAUCCGCACCAUUUAGACAUAGUAUACCAGAAGAUAAAAUAACUCCUGCUGCAAAUCCUGAGGCUGUGUUGGAUCCUGACAUUGCUCCAUUCAUGAGUAGUGACGAUGAGGAUAACGUUAAUUAUGAUUCGCUAACCAACCAAUCUUAUCUUUCUGCUAAUUCGAAUCUUAAUAAUGGUAAUCAUGAUCCUGCUAUUCUGUCACCUACUGUUGAAGAAUAUGCUGGAAGCGACGAUGAAUAUUGCGAUUAUAACAGAUCGCAAGCGAAGAAUUUACAAAAACUUCAAAUUCACACAAAAGAUAAAAAUCCUCCUUUAAAUCAUAGAAGAAGUCUUUCUAUUACUCGUUCAACUCGUUCUUUGAAAAGAGGUGGUUUUCUACAAAUGGAUUCAAGACCUUCAUCACCUCUUAACAUUCGCCAUCACAGAUCAGCCUCAAUCCCUGUAAAAAUUGAAAUAAAUCCUGUUUCUCUGCAACACAUGAGACGAUUUUUACGUCAGUUUCUUCAAGAAUUUCAGAUAGAUUUAUCUGAAGGAUGGGAAAAUGUUAUAAUGAAAUUAAUGAUGAAAGUGGCCGAUAAUUUAAAUCCAAAUGUUCGUGGUGGUGAUGAAAUUGAUAUUCGUCAUUACGUUAAAAUUAAAAAAAUUCCUGGAGGAGUACCUCAAGACUCGGAAUAUGUGCAUGGAGUUGUGUGUACAAAAAAUCUGGCACAUAAAAAUAUGGCACGUUCUCUUCCAAAUCCUCGGAUACUCAUAUUAACUUUUGCCUUGGAGUAUCAUAGGGUUGAAAAUCAAUUGAUGUCUUUAGAUCCUGUGAUUGCUCAAGAGGAAGAACACUUAAAAAAUCUAGUUGCUCGUAUUUCUGCAUUGGCACCUCAUUUAGUCUUGGUUGAAAAAACUGUUGCUAGAAAAGCUUUACAGUUUUUGUUGGAAAAAAAUAUAUCUGUUGCAUUAAAUGUCAAAUCAUCUAUUAUAGAAGCUGUUUCUCGUUGUUCAAGAGCAGACACUAUAUCAAUUGAAAAGUUAAACAUGGCGCCAAAAUUAGGGAAAUUUGGUUCAUUCUCUGUUAAAACUUUUGUUCAUCAACUUAUUCCAGGUAAAAGAAAAACCUAUUUAUAUUUUGAAAAUUGUCCAAGAGAACUAGGUUGCACAAUAGUGUUGCGAGGUGGUGAUAUAGAUACAUUGAGAAAGAUUAAGCAAAUCACCGAUCUUAUGGUUUUUGCGGUUUACAACCUUAAAUUGGAAGCAGCUUUGUUGUCAAAUCAAUUUGCAAGAUUAAAUUAUGAUCUAAGUUUAGCUGAUGGAAAAAAUGAUGAUGAUGACCAUGAAAGUAAAUACAUUGGCAUUUUAAAACAGACACAAAAUAUUUUAAGACCAUAUGAAACUAAAAUUUUUUCAGUAUCGCCAUUUAUCAAAUUUCCUCCUCCUUAUUUGCUUACAAAAAUGAUACAAGCUGAACGUAAAUUGGCAAGUUUAAACCAGAAACGUACUUCAGGAUGGCAAUCUAGUUCUUCGAAAGAUAAUGAGAAAUCACAUUCCUCACAACCAAGUAGUGGUAUUCUACGUACACAAGAACAAGUUUGUGCCGAAGGAGUAUUUAAAGAUGCGUAUCUUGAACAUCAAUAUCAGUCUGAAGCAUGGGAAAGUUAUAAAUUUAAUAAUGUUGCUAGUCCCUAUGCCCUUCAAAAUAUCACAAUACUAUUUACGAAAGUUUGUGAAGAAACUCAGAAACCAUGUAUAGGACCUGAAAUUUUGGUCAUGGAAUAUUACAGAGAAUCUGAUCGUACGCUUGGUCAAUAUAUUGAAGACUUGUUUACCAAAUAUGAUUAUCUUUGUCAAAAUUGUGAUAAGCCAAUGUUCCUACACCAUCAAAGUUUUUGUCAUGGAAAUGCCAGAAUCACUGUGCAUCUCAUGGAAUAUGAAAAUUUAGGACACCAUCAUGAUAGACACGAAAAUUGUAUUUUAACAUGGAGUUAUUGCAAAAAAUGCGAAAAAUCAACUCCAGAAAUUCCAAUGUCAGAAGAUGCAUGGAAGUACUCAUUUGGAAAGUAUCUUGAGUUAUCAUUUUAUCAAACAGAAUUAAAAAGUCGCAACGAAAAUUGUCAGCAUGAUGUAUUUAGAGAUCAUGAUAAAUGUUUUACAUUCAAGAAUUUAGUAAUAAAAUUUGAAUAUGAAGCUAUCAAGUUAAUGGAAGUAUAUUCACCACCACCUAUGCACCUAUAUUUUAAACCUGAAGCUCUCAUUCGGCUAAAGAAUCAGGAUUUAGAUACAGUCCGCAAUAAGAUUACAAGUUAUUGGGAUUCUGUAGCCGAUCGAAUCAAAAACUUCGAUUAUGAUCUUGUUCAACCAGAUAAAUUUGAACGUUGUAAAAGAGAACUAUUAGAAAUGUCUAGAAGAGUUGUAACUGAAAAGAGAGACACGUUACAAAAACUUCAACAAACAUAUGUGAAUAGCUUGCCUGAGGAUAGAUUGGCAUUGAACAAAGUAAUAUAUCUGCUUCAGGAAAGAGUGACGGCUUGGGAUGAAGAUUUCGGCGAAAUUUCAAGACAAUACUUUCCUCGAUUAACUACAAGACAAUUAAGAAGGUUUUUUGAGGUCAAACAAUAUGUUGUGCCAUUGGAACGUGGUUAUCCUGGCUCGCUUUUGAAUGAUUUGCCAUUGAUAAAUAUGGACACAAAUGAUAUUGAUAGAACGGAUGAAGAAUUAUUGAAACCAAUAAUAUGUCCAAAAUUGAGCAGCUCUCCCACUAGUGAAUUUUUAUUGAACGAGACAAAGGAUAUUGAAUUGUAUCAUGAAGGUGAAAUUGAAAAUUUGGAAAAUGAUAUCGAAAAGGUCAAUUCACAAAGUUCAAUGUUUCCAUUCAUGGAUCCUAAAAUUUCAAGACGUUUAUCAAUGAAAUGGAUGAAAGAGUCUAAAGCUUCUCAACCAUCAAAAAAAUCAAAAAAUACAUCUGAAUCAAUUUUCACGUCAAUAAUUGAUAAACAAGAGGAUUCGCAACUUGAGAUUGAGUUCACGCAAGAGCCAGAAGUAAUCCCACAACUGGUCCCUUCAACAAUAAGAAGAAAAAAGAAACCAACACAUAAUACCGCUUUCACUAUGUUUGAAAACACGAAAGAAAAUGUAAACACACCUGUUUUUAAACCAAUUGGACCACUUACACCAUCUACACCAUCAAUAUCAUCAUCACUUUUCCCUCCAACGCAAACUUCUUCAUUGCCUGUUCAAGUAAAUCAAACCUCGCUUCGUAACAACAAAGAAACCAAAAAGGUUCAAUAUGAUCGCCUUGCGCUAAAAAGGCCAACACUAAAGAAAAAUCAAAAUUUACUACCUUCAGAAAAAUCAACAACUACACAAAGCAGCAGCAGUGGAAAAUACACCAGACCUUCAAUUAAAAAUUUGCCUCCAGGAACUUUUGAUAGUCGUAAUAAUAAUAAUAAUGAUAAGAAUCGAAAUCAUAAUAGAAUAGGAGCAUUACAUAAAUCUAGACCACUAAGACAAACUAUCCUAAAAUCAAAGCCUGUUAUUGAGAUAUUCCGUAAUGUUAAUGCGGCAACAGCAGAAGAAUCAGAUGAAGAGUUUGAGAAGGAAGGAGCAGACAAUAAUCGUGAAAAAUUUUUGGAGGACAGAUAUCGAAUUUUUUCAUUGAACACUACAGAUGCCUUUGAUGAAUUAUUGGGAAAUGAAGAAUAUUUUUCGAUUCCUACUCGUGAAGCAUCUGAUGAAUCAUACAUUUAUCAUUCAGCUUUGGCAUUUUUAGGUCCAGAAUUUAACGAACCUUCUACUCAAGCGUCAGAAGAUCAUCAGGACCUUAGUCACAACAAUCCUGGAGUAGUGAUGCCUUUGAUGAGAUCUCUCACAAACUUUUUAACCGAUAGGAAAACCUUUAAACCUUUAAAAUAUCCUCUAAAUCCAAACGAGCAUGUAUUUCCCGAUUCCUCAAUUAUUUUCAGAGAAGAUGAACCUGGGUCUAUUAUUGCAUUUGCUUUAAAUUCACAAGAAUAUGAAAAAAAAUUAAAAUCUAUGCAGUUAAUAAACCAAACUAAUGAAACAUUUAUAACAGAAGAUGAGAAAUUUGGUAGUAGAAGUUCAACUUGGGGACUUUUAAAUGUCGAUGAGAGUGCUAAUUUUGACGAUGGUUUAACUUCACAUAUGAAAUUUCAAUUUUCGGAUAGAUCUACAAAAUUUUUUUGUAAAAUAUUUUGUACAGAAGAAUUUCAUAAUUUACGUCGAGAUUGUGAUUGUGAAGACACAUAUAUACAAUCACUUGCACGAUGCGUUAAAUGGGACUCGUUAGGUGGUAAAUCAGGAUCUGCUUUCUUAAAGACACGAGAUGAUCGAUUGAUUAUGAAACAAAUGUCUCGUAAUGAGAUGGAUGCUUUCUUGAAAUUUGCUCCAAAAUAUCUUGAAUACAUGUCAAAAACUAAUAAAUCAACUGUUUUAACAAAGAUAUUUGGGUUUUAUCGUAUUGGUUAUAAAAAUGAACACACGGGAAAAAGCAUGAAAAUUGAUGUUAUUGUUAUGGAAAACUUAUUUUACGAACGCAAAAUUUUUGAUUUAAAAGGUUCAAUUAGAAAUCGACGUAUUCGAAGUACUGGAAAGGAAAAUGAAGUUUUAUUGGAUGAGAACUUACUUGAACUCAUUAAAAACGAAAAUCCAAUAUAUCUUCGAGAACAUGCUAAAAAUUCACUUCGUGAAUCACUUAAUAAUGAUACAACAUUUUUGGCAGAACAUAAUGUUAUGGACUAUUCACUAUUGGUUGGUUUUGAUGAUGAUAAACAGGAAUUGGUUGUUGGAAUAGUUGAUUUCAUAAGAACAUUUACAUGGGAUAAGCAAUUAGAAAGUUGGGUAAAAGAAGCAGGAUUUUUAGGUGGAGGUGGUAAAGAACCGACUAUUAUUUCGCCUAGACAAUAUGGAAAUAGGUUUAAAGAAGCAAUGGAAAAAUAUUUUCUUAUGGUGCCUGAUAGAUGGAUUGACUAUAGAACACUUGAAAAAUUUGAUACAAUUUUUUAA